Schistosoma curassoni is the source of this 5451-nucleotide messenger RNA. The record is from the annotation of a GenBank genome assembly. Lineage: Eukaryota; Metazoa; Platyhelminthes; Trematoda; Strigeidida; Schistosomatidae.
AUAUAACAAAACUAUUUUCAUUUGACUAUCUAAUUAAGUUAUCUCUUGAGUCUAUAGCAUUAUUAUUUUUACCUGAAAAUUAAUUCUUUUUUUUUAAAAAAAGGAAAUCUAAUCAUCAUUAACAUUAUCGGUUACAACAUCAAUAUCACCGUGAUCAUACACAUUCUAACAUGUCGCAUGAAACACUAUUUAUGUCAACUAAUUUUUUCUAAACAAUAAUGAAAACAAGCUUAAUGAAAUCAUCUUAUAUUUUCCAUUGAAAAAGCAAGAAAAACCAAGUUGAGUAGUUGUUUGAAUUGGCAAUUGAAACAUUUAAUUGAUAUGUCUUUUUAAAAAUGACAAUUAAAAUGAAACUAUAAUGUAUGGUUACAGAUUGUGAAUUUAAUGGUUACAUUAGCCUAGAAUUGCUAAUAAUAAUAAUAACAAUAAUAAUAAUAAUAAUAAUAAUAAUAAUAUCUAUCGUAUUUCAUUUGGUUUAACGAAUAAUAAAAAUGAAUAACAUCCGGCUCUAUUAACAUCAACAAUCACAUAGUACUUUAGUGAAAACAAUCAAAGUUUUGUGUGGAGAUUUUUAAUCAAUCAAAACCACGUGUUUUCUUUUCAUUCUACUCUAUCAAGAAGAAUGUCUCGAUUGUCUUUAAAACGUUCACCACCACAUACACCUACUUUAUCUAGUUGUAAUCAAAGUUUACACAAUGUUGAAAUUGGAAAACAUGUUGGUCGUUAUGGUCCUGGUUUUUUAUGGAGUUUAUUUGAAAGCAUGGAAUCAAAUACAAGAUUGAAACGUACAACAUUCAUAUUCGAUAAAAAAAGGUUGGAUCGAAUCAAUAAAAAUCGGCGACAAGAUUUAAUCUUGCAAACAUUACGGAAUGAUUUGAUAAAUUUAAACAAACUGAAACAUCCACGUUUUAUACAACUAAUACAUGAUAUUGAAGAAACUAAUGAAUAUCUCACUUUUAUAACUGAGCCAGUAAUAGGAAGUUUAGCAGACAUGUACAUAAAUGAUCAGGAUUCGUCUUUUUGUGAAUUAGAGAUUAUAUUUGGAAUAUAUCAGAUUACAGACGCACUAAGAUAUCUUCAUAGUACCCAAGAAUUAAUGCAUUGUAACAUAAAUACGGCGUCAAUCUUGUUGGUUAACAAAAGUAUAUGGAAAUUGGGUGGAUUGAAUUUUCUAGAAAAGAUUGUUGACACCACAAAGAUAACUCCAAAGUUUACUGGAUGUUCAGUAAAAGUACCAGUGCUUGCUCAACCAGAUUUAGAUUUUAUUGCUCCAGAAGCUCAGAUGUAUAAUUCCAUGUCACCGCUUGCCGACAUGUUUUCCUUAGGAAUGGUAGUUUGUGCUAUUCAUAAUCAGGGACAUUCUUUGAUUGACUCAGAGCAAAAUCCAAAUAUUUAUGUUAAACAAUUGCCUGAAAUCCCAAAUAAUUUUGAAAAAAUAUGUGAACGAUUACCCAGAGCUUUAUUAGAACCUGUACGUAAAAUGAUCAGUAAGGAUGUUCGUGAAAGACCGACAUCACAGCUUUUUGCUUUAUUAAAGGUAUUUAAUGAACCAGUAGUUCUUUCUUACGAAGGUUUACUAACAUUGAAUGAUAAAUCAUUAAAUCAGAAGAAAGAAUUCUUUGGCCGACUCCCUAAAGUUAUACCCUUAUUUGAACCUAAUGUCAGAUAUAAAUAUAUUCUACCACUUAUUUUACAGUGGUUAUAUGAGUCAAACGAAUUAAUUCCCUAUAUUCUACCAUCAUUUUUAACCAUGAUUAAAGUGGCGGAAUCUGAUGAUUAUGACAAAUAUUUAAAAUCCCACUUGCACAAAAUUUUAACGGAAACCAAAUCACUUCAGACAAGUAUGGUAAUUUUGGAUCUUUCAGAUUUCUUUAUUAAUCAUAUUAGUCAAGAUGACAUUGGAAAUCUUCUCCUUCCUGAAAUAUUUGUUUGCCUCGAACCGGGCACUCCAAAAUCUUUGGAAACUGUUCAGAAUGCAAUUUCAGUAUUGUCAAACUAUCUUAAUAAUACACAAAUUGUCCAAUCAAUUCUACCACAGCUCAAAGAAAUAUAUAAUCGUAAAACAUCAAAUCCCAAGAUUCGCAUUGCAUGUUUAGAAUGCCUAGGAAAACUUUUAAAAAAAUUAACAUUACCUACAUUAUGUGAUGAUGUACUACCAUUUGUUAGCUCAAUCCGAACAGUUGAUCGUGAAUUAGUUCUUGCUGUUGUGGCUUUGAACCGUCGACUCAUAUCAGAUAGAAACAAUGAAAUUUCGUACACUUACAUAGCUGGAAUGCUAUUGCCUUCUAUGGUGAACUUUCUGGCACUAAAAACACUAACUAUAUCUGAUUUCCGAACUGUAAUUAAUUUAACUCGAACAAUGCUAGAUCUCAUAGAUCGUCAGCGUUCAGUUGAACUAAGAUCACAAACUGGAUCGAAAUCAGUUGGUGGGAGCUGUUCUGAUAUGAGUUCAUCAUUUGGUGCACCUCGAAAUCUUCCGUUAAUUGCUAUGCAACGUCCAACUAUAGAUUCUGAAUUAUUAUACGUAGAUAUGGAUGAUUCAAAGCUUUCAAGAUCAAGUUUAGAUUAUCGUCGAAGUUCUGGCAGUGAAGUCACUGGAGCUAGUCGGUGGAGCAGAAACAGCUUGUUAAUUCAACGGUUACAGGCAUCAAAACAUCGAUCAGAAAGCCUAUUGUUCAAUACAAAGCACAGAAACUCCAUUGGUGAUCAUAGAUUUUGGAAUGAAAGUGCAAGUAAUCCAAAUUUUAAUUAUCAUGGACAUUCAAGUACAAAUUCUCGUAUAGGACCAAGUCCAUUUUAUAAUUCAAGUCCAACUUGUGACGAUCUAUAUAAAAUGAGAAGAUAUUCUGGAAAUAUUUUAACUCGAUCAACAGAUAAUCAAGUGAAUGUAUAUGAUAAUUUAGGUUCCUUAAAUGUUCCAAGAUACAACAACGGUUUUCUAGACCCUAGAAGACAUAGUUAUGGUUUUACACCUAGUACAUCAACGAAAUCUUUAAUUACAGUCAAUGUAUGCGAAGGUCCUUUUGUUACUCCGCUCAGUCACCGUGGUUCAAUACGUCGAAAUUCUGGUUGGAGCUGUGGUCAGUUUUCUGCUUCUCAAGUCAUGAAACCCACUGAUGAAGAUAUUCAAAGACGUUGCAGCUUGAAUGCUAUAGGUGAUCUGCUGGUGAGCUAAUUAAGUGAAACAAAGUUAAAUUAAUACUAACAUUCAUAGUGUAGUAAUAAAAUGAAAUACAUUAAGUUAUCAUAAAAUGCACACCUACAGUAAUAUUUGUAUACGAUGUUGUAAAUUUUAGUUACUGUACAUAUAAACGUAUAUAUAUAUUGCUUUUUAUCUAAUUUCCUUCAAAUAUCGUUGUUACUUUCUUGUCCAUUCACUUAAUGGUCAGUAAUAAUCACUAAUAAUAUUCCUUUUUAUUGAUUUCGAACAUUUUCAUUUUCCCGACAAGUUGUCUAAUGUAUGUUUUACAAUCAUUAUUCUUUCACACUACUUUUCAGUUUAGCAUGGUUUGUUUAACUAAAAUAAUAAUUGUUUGUGUAUAUGUUAUGCAAUUGUGAGACAAAUUAACUAAAAUCCAUUUGUUUAGAUUAAUUUUCUUUUUCCCAAUUCCAUUUUACAAAUAUCGUAAUGUUAAAAAAAAAACCCCAUAAUAAAUUCAGAGCAUUAGUUCACUGAACUCAACCAAGCGAAUCUAAAUUCACUAGUUUACCUAUUCGAAUUCAAUAAAUUUUCUGCAACGUGUAAGUUUCUGUCUCACUCUCAACUUGAUUGACUAAACAGGUUAUAGCUUCUUUAUUAAACCUUCAAAAUCCUAUCUAAUGAGCAAAAUUACUUGUUGAUUCCUCCCGAUAAGAUUGUUUCGAUAUUCCUAACAGAGUUCGAGAAUAAACCACAUAAUAUUCCUAAAUAGAUUGGUCUUAUGAAUUUUUAGGUAUCACUACAAAGGGUUGACUUGAUAAUUUCAAAUGUAAUGAGCAUUGGAUGGAUUGUUAUGAAUAAAAAUAAUUUAUUUGUAAUAUCCUAAUCAGUACGAAAACUAAAUUUUCUAACGUUUCGUGACUUAGUGUAAACCACUUCUUAAAAGAAUAAAUAAAAAUCAAAUUAACCCAAGUUUAAAUAGUACGAAGGAACAAAGCACAAAUAUUUGUUGCUAUCAAUCAAAAAUCAGGUCCAACCUAAUCAAUGUCAUAUUACUCCGGUCGAAGAGAUUUAUGUGACUAUGAAUUGUUUCUUGAUUAAUUUUCUAAAUAGCUCAUUAGCACUUUUAAAGAGAACAGUGUUAAUUUUUGUACUGAUUAGGUAAAUUCAUUUUUUCAUUAAUUUAUAAGAUGUACUUCAUCAGAACUAUACUCAGUGCCAUAACUUGUCUGAUAGUUAAAUUAAGAACUACAUCCUGUAAGAUCAAGCGUAUUGAGAUAAUUAACAUGAGUAUCAUUCAACAUAACAAAUUAUCACUUAGUUUCAUUGUAAUACAGUAUGUCAUGACUGACAAAAUUUAACUCAUACAAUUGAUCAUAUUAAUCAUUGCGCUGAUGCAAUGAAGUAGUAAAUGAGUUUAAUACUAAUAUAGUAUGAAGAUGUCUGAUGUAUGUAUUUACGAACAGUUUAGUGAUGAUUCUUAGCUCAGCAAUUAAACACAUAUAGGUGAAAGAGCACUUAAAUCGUUCAAGAUUUUAGAAGUCCCAUUCUUCCACCAAAAAAAUUAUGACUGUUUAGAAAUCUAUAAUACCAGCUUAGUGUAAGUUAAUAGUUAGCAUAUGUGAUACCAUAUCAACUCCUACUUAUUACACUAAGCAAAGUCAGGCUGUAGAAAUUGUCUAUUACUUACUUUGUCUUAUUAGUCAACAGUACAACUAUAUACUAAACAAUUUAAAAUGGUCCCACACACUACUGUUCACUGUAUAUAAGUAAUCAAAUUUCAAUGUUAAAUUAGGACAUCAAUUCAUUUCAAUUGAAUACUUCUAAGUACUUAUGUUUUUCUUUACAUUUUGUUUUUAACUUCUAAUUAGGUAUCAACAUUCAAGAAAGUUUUGUGAAAUAUUUACUAAAUUAAAAGAAGGCGCUUUUUAUCAAAAUUAUAAUAAAUAAUAUUGUUAUUAUUGUUUUAUUAUCAGAUUUAUAUUUAUGUUCAUUAUUUUGAUGUGUAUUCAACUUCAAUUUUAACUCCAUGUUUACAAGUUAUGUAAAAAUAAAUAAAUAAAUAAAUAAAAGAAAACGAUUCAAUGUUCAAUAAUCUUCCAGUGAACUUUCCUUUAUUGUCUAUUUAAUAAAUUGUAAAAAUUUGAAUUCAGUAACGGGAAAGAAAUAAUGUUCCGUAUAACAUAUUUUUGUUUUCUUUAAAAAGUAAGUGAACUUUUUUCAAAUAUUCUUAAACAUUCAAAAAUGUUCCACUUAAGUUUUGGAAAAAAUAAAUCGAUGUGACAAAAACAUUUCUCUUUAUUUUUGUUAAG